Molecule: messenger RNA, 635 nt
Organism: Psylliodes chrysocephalus
Lineage: Eukaryota; Metazoa; Arthropoda; Insecta; Coleoptera; Chrysomelidae
Source: the annotation of a GenBank genome assembly
CAACAUCAAAAUUAUCAGCGUUCAACUCGUUUUCCAUUUUCACAUUAUUUCUGUGUGCAAUCAUUCAUCCAUUCUGGAUGUUCAGCGUUACCCUGUUACCUAUCUAUAACUGAUCAUAAAUGGGCAAAAAAGAACACGAAGAAGACGGCGACGAUGACGACGAAUGGCAAUUUUUACCCAUCCUAAUUAAGACGUACGAGAAGUUGACACCGGCGAAAAUGUUGUCCAGCAGGGUUCCAAAUAUGCCCGAUUACAGCUAUUCGAGUAUCCUUGAUGCUAUGAAGGAGUUGUACGAAGACGUACAGUCUUUGGGCUACGCCAAGCCGUCACUAUUGGAGCAAGUUAUGCUGGUUUGGCUCAUGGAUGUCGCUCCGGAAAAGGUGACCGAUAACAACGUCAAAGCAAUUCACGAAUUCGCUUGUGCAGUCGGCGACAAAGUGAAGGAGAAAGCCAGGUAUCCUCCAGAAACUGCCAUUGCUUUGGUUAGAAUUGACAGCUUACUAGGGAGGGUGUCAGAGAUAAUAGGUCGUAUUAAAAAGCAGUCUUCUGGUAGUAGAAAUAGAAGGACUUCUUCUAGACAGAAUAAAAUUCCUUCCAUCGGACCUUCUCCAAGGUUUGCCAUUGUUGCUUAUUGA